This is a messenger RNA of Schistosoma rodhaini, 240 nucleotides long. NCBI's taxonomy places the organism in Eukaryota, Metazoa, Platyhelminthes, Trematoda, Strigeidida, Schistosomatidae. The record is from the annotation of a GenBank genome assembly.
AUGUUGUUGUUGUUUUUUUCAUCAUCAUCAUCAUCAUCAUCAUCAUCAUCAUCAUCAUCAUCAUCAUCAUCAUCAUCAUCAUCAUCAUCAUCAUCAUCAUCAUCAUCAUCAUCAUCAUCAUCAUCAUCAUCAUCAUCAUCAUCAUCAUCAUCAUCAUCAUCAUCAUCAUCAUCAUCUCCAUCAUCAUUACAAUCAUUGUUGUUGUUGUUGUUUUGGUUGAAAUGUUCGAUUUGGUCAUGA